CAUGCAAAUCCCCAUAAGUGGAUUGAUUUCCACAUUGUAUCUCAUAUCCACAUCUGUCGUGCUCGGUUUGGACCACUACAUAGGAUACAAAAGCUUUGACACCUACUUCCGCGAGUGCGGUGAAUACUUUGAAGUGCCCAACUGCACCUUGGACGAAUACGUUGUCAAUGCGUAUCCAGAUGAGCCGGAGGUUCAAAACCUGAUACACUGUGUUCUGGUGGGCUCCAGAUCUUGGCACGAUGCGUCGGGUGUUGUAGAGAACGUCAUGUCUAACUUCUUCAAUCCUGCCCCCGAGGAUACCUGCUAUGCCGAUCGAACUCGAGAGUGUGUUCAAAAUUCCCAAGUACCUUGCGAUAGUAAUGUGACACUUGCCUACAAAGCCUUCCAGUGCUAUUACCGACAGUACGGGAACCUCAACCAAUCUGACCAAUUUAUGCCUUGCUCUGAUCGGGAAUUACUAGUCCUCGUCAACGCUUCAAUCGCUUUUGUGAAUGUACCACGUUGCGAACUCCUCCAAUACAGCAUUGGGGCCAUACUUAAUCAAGCACACUUCGCAGAACUGAUAUACGUUAUUCUACUACGAGGAGGCUUUUACUACACUGAUAGGACGCUUGCUCUGAACACCCUGUACACCCAGUUUGGUAACCCGGAGCUGUUGACUCCGGAAACUCAGCAGUGUGUGGAUGCUUCUAUCGCUGCAUGGGACGGUCAAACCCAGAAGGACCUAGCGUAUGCCAUCUUCGUGAACUGUCUGCAAAAGAUCGUUCCGUUAUUGCAGUUGAUUCAAGAUGUUGCUACUUCUUUGGUGACAGCUCCACCAUCACCUUGUCCAUCACCGAGCAUCACAAGCACAACUACGACGACAACUACCACCACUACUCCACCACCUCCCAGUACGGCUCCACCAUGCUACAACCUUAGGAGCUGAUGGGUAUCAAUAGAA
Aedes albopictus (Asian tiger mosquito) is the source of this 943-nucleotide messenger RNA. Its product is annotated as general odorant-binding protein 69. The coding region runs from base 2 to 928 and encodes 308 amino acids. The record is from RefSeq and is a predicted model, not a curated record. Gene Ontology annotation, molecular function: odorant binding. Lineage: Eukaryota; Metazoa; Arthropoda; Insecta; Diptera; Culicidae. The transcript has a single exon.